Messenger RNA from Eruca vesicaria subsp. sativa (arugula), 474 nucleotides. The record is from the annotation of a GenBank genome assembly. Lineage: Eukaryota; Viridiplantae; Streptophyta; Magnoliopsida; Brassicales; Brassicaceae.
AUGGGUUGCUGCUGCUGUUUGCCUAUUCUACCUGAAAGCUCAAGAGCUAUAGAUGAGCAUGUUCCUUUAUCUCACCCCUCUUCUUCCUCUGUGGUGCCUACUGAUGCAGUAAAUACAAACUUGGCCUCUAAUAUAUACACUGCACCGCUUCAACCUCCUCUUCAUGUAUCAUUCUCGCCUAGAAAUCCAUCCAAAAUUCCAACAACUCAGAGCAAUUCUAGCCAAGAAGCUAAACACACUCUUCCAGAGAAGCAAACAUGGCCUGUUGGUGAUCAAAGUGAUAUUAAUAUAAAGAAAAAAGAUCAAGAAUUCAUCGACGAGUGUCCCAUUUGCUUAGAAGAAUAUGAACCAGAGAACCCAAGACUGCUCACUAAAUGUCGCCACGAUUUUCAUCUGGCAUGCAUUCUUGAAUGGAUGGAAAGAAGCGAAGCUUGUCCAGUUUGUGACCAGGAGUUGGUACUCCCUGAGUCAUAA